UUUUCUCUCUUGACAUCAGUGUGAACCCUCCAGAAGCCCCUUUGAUCCAGAAUGGCAGGCAACCUCUGUCCAAGAACCCUAAGCCAUCCUCAGAAACUAGCACUGUGUUGAUGUCAGACGGUGUGUUGUCCCUGGCUGUGAAGGAACUCAUCGAGGAAUCCAAGAAGUCUCUGGAGGAGAGGGAGAAUGCAGGUGUUGACCCCACGCUCACUAUCCCCAUGAUCCAGAAAGGAUGUACUCCCAGUGGGAAAGGAUCAGACAGCGAACCUCAGGCUGAGACAGUGCCAGAGGAAGCCAACUAUGAGGCAGUCCCUGUGGAGGCCUAUGGGCUGGCCAUGUUGCAGGGCAUGGGAUGGAAACCUGACAAAGGCAUCGGCAAUACUUUCAGUCAGGUAGUGAAGCCCCGAGUCAACUCUACAAGGCCGAAGGGCUUAGGGCUGGGUGCCAACCUGAUGGAGGCUCAGGCCUUGACCUCCACUGGCUCUCACCACCCACCAGGAUCAGAUGGGGAUCUUGAGAAAGAUAAGGAAGACCAACCUCAAGGACUGAUACAUGGAGGAGCUGUGGUUGUCCUUUCUGGCCCCUACCGGGGCCUCUAUGGGAAGGUAGAAGGCCUAGAUCCUGACAAUGUACGGGCCAUUGUUCAGUUGGCAGUGAGCAACCGAAUUGUGUAUGUCAGUGAAUAUUGCCUGCGGCCUGUUUCCCAGCAGGAGUUUGAUAGCCACACCUCGAAGCCAGGCCACAUGAGCAAAACUUCCACAGAGCAGCAGAACAGGGUAACUGGAACAGCCUCAUCAUUGAAGGCCCUACAGAAUCAGGAAGACUCAAGGAGGAGGCAGAAGCAGAAACAUUCUCCCAAUCGACAGGAUGGGCCUGUGCCCAAGACUGAGAAAGCAGCCCCUAGAAAUGAGCACUGGUUGCACAGGGACCUACGUGUGCGGUUCACUGACAAACUACACAAGGGUGGCCGUUAUUAUAACACCAAGAUGACAAUUGAAGAUGUCCUGAGCCCAGACAUGUGUGUGUGUCGGACAGAUGAAGGCCGAGUUCUGGAAGGUGUGAGAGAAGACAUGCUGGAGACCCUGAUUCCCAAGGGAGAAGGCCACCGUGUGAUGGUAGUGCUGGGACCACAUGCUGGAAAGGUGGGACUUCUUCUGAGACGGGACAGAGCACAGAGUCACGCUUUGGUCCAACUUGGAAGAGAGAAUCGGGUAGUGGAGCUCCACUAUGAUGCCAUCUGCCAGUACAUGGGCCCCGGUAACUCAGAUGAAGACUGACACGUGGACCACUGCCCAUCAUCACUCAGGCUGUCACUACUUUUGUUGCAGUCUAUAACAGAUGCCAGGAAGAAGAUGGGAGAUAAUUGUUCUGUCCUCCUUUGAGAUGCAAGGAUGCAGAUAGAGCAGGAUUGUUUACCAAAAUUAGAGUGUAAUAAAAACCAUAAUAAAUAGUGGAAGGAUGAAAGCAAAACCAGUAUGUAAAUUCUAAAUUUGGGUGGGAACUGAGGUAACCAAAGUGGAAAUACUUCAUUUCUUGGCUUCAUUUCCCAGCUGAGGGUUCAGGACAAGUUAAAUUACCCAUUCAAUACAUAGCUCACCCUUGGCACAUAAAAACUAUGAAGUCUGUCCCCAGACAAACACUAUAGAAUCUGCAAUGCUGCAUCGCAGAACAACUUCCUGAGUUUGGGUCAAACUCAAACUUCAAAGGCCCAUUUUUUUUUAAAGAUUUAUUGUAUUGUAUUGUUGUUGUUUUAUGUGUGUGUAAGAGAGAAAGAAAGAGUAUGUGAUCGUGAAUACAAAUGCUUCCAGAGAGAGAAUAUGUAAUUGUAAAUACAAAUGU
Molecule: messenger RNA, 1839 nt
Organism: Mastomys coucha (southern multimammate mouse)
Lineage: Eukaryota; Metazoa; Chordata; Mammalia; Rodentia; Muridae
Gene: Gpkow
Product: G-patch domain and KOW motifs
Exons: 10
Coding region: 111-1277 (388 amino acids)
Biological process (GO): mRNA splicing, via spliceosome
Cellular component (GO): spliceosomal complex
Molecular function (GO): nucleic acid binding
Source: RefSeq, a predicted model, not a curated record